UCCAAAAAAAACGAAGUCCCGAGCCUUACUCUGUUUCUCUCCCUCUCCUCUCGGAACCCUAGAUCGAGAACCUGGCCAUGGCGGGCGAUGACCCUGGCGACCCUGGCGGUGCGGGCGAGGACCGUGGCGGCCGCGCCCUGGCCACGGGCGCGCACGGCGCGGGCUUGGGGGCGCCACCCCUGGCCGCCAUCCUGGCCGCGAGAGCCGACUGCGCGGGGGCACGGGCACGGGCACGGGCCACCGGCCUGGCCGCGGGAGAGGAGGCGUCGGCGUCGGGGCCGCAGCCCAUGGCCGCCGCGGAUGUGAGAGGACCACCAAAGAAGAGAAAAGGUACAAGAACAACUAAUCAAGGUUCCAUUGUGCCAUGGGAGGAUGAAGCUCCAGCGGCUUCUAUGUCGUUUCCACCACCAAGUCAAACCUUGGAGAGUACUACUAGUACCAAGAGAAAAAAUGUUGUCUCCUGUUCUGAAGCAUCCAAAACCCAAAGCUUGGGCAUUUCAAGUAAAAAGAUGGGAAAUCAUGGGAACUCUACCUCUGCAGCGUAAAAAAGGUCAAGGAGUGGCUCAAAUCAGCUUAUGACUAAUCAAACAGUUGAAGGUGAUAAGAAGAGGAAGGCCAAACCAAAGAAGAAGGUUGUCGCAAAAAAGGUCAAAAAAACUAGGCAGCCACAGUUUGAUAGCUCUGCAAUGGCCACAAGGAGCAAAAUGGUUGAUCCUGUCAGUCCUGCAAUGAGCACAAGGAGUAAACAAAGAUUGAGUCUGUGAUUGUGAUAUGUAAUAAUGUCAUAUGAGUGGUUCUGGUUAUGUGUUGAUGUGAACUUCUCAACUUGUAAUGUGAAUUUGUUGUGGUUACAACUUGGACGGCUGUGUGUGGAUGUGAACUUGAAUCUUCUCUAAAAUUUACUUUGGUAAAUUGUCAGGUUGCAUUGCAAUCCUAAGUGCAUGGAUA
This is a messenger RNA of Panicum virgatum (switchgrass), 948 nucleotides long. RefSeq lists its product as uncharacterized. The transcript is spliced from 5 exons. Lineage: Eukaryota; Viridiplantae; Streptophyta; Magnoliopsida; Poales; Poaceae. The record is from RefSeq and is a predicted model, not a curated record. Bases 78 to 545 code for a protein of 155 amino acids.